Doryrhamphus excisus (bluestripe pipefish) is the source of this 13811-nucleotide messenger RNA. RefSeq names its product protein turtle homolog B-like. Gene Ontology annotation, cellular component: neuron projection. The record is from RefSeq and is a predicted model, not a curated record. NCBI's taxonomy places the organism in Eukaryota, Metazoa, Chordata, Actinopteri, Syngnathiformes, Syngnathidae. Gene Ontology annotation, molecular function: protein binding.
GACUCACCAAUGAGAUAAAAGUAGAGGCGGGCCCCUGGCGGCUUGGUUUGUAUGUGUGUCUCCAAGAGCGGUUUGCUGUGGUCCCAUUGGCGCAGGUGAUCGGUGUCGGGAUGUGAGAGUACCGCGGUGGAGAAGGGAAGAGAGGGAACGUUCUGAUGGAGAAGUGUCUAGGGCUGGAUUUGAAAUAAUAAUAAUUAAAAAAAAGGAUACCAUCCACCUUCGAUCCGCACUGGAACACUCGACGAUGAACGCUUCACCGAAAGGGGCACUUUGAGCUACGAUGAGGUUAACUUCCGGUGGGGAAUAGUACUAUGAUUUGGUAUGUGGCCACUUUGAUAGCAAGUGUUUUCAGCAGCCGAGGAACGGCCGCUCAAGGUGCCCACGGAGUGCGAGAGGAACCCCAGUUUGUGACGGCGCGUGCGGGAGAGAACGUCAUCCUGGGAUGCGAUGUGUCCCAUCCCUUGAACGGCCAGCCCUAUGUGGUGGAGUGGUUCAAGUAUGGAAUGCCAAUCCCCUUCUUCAUCAACUUUCGUUUUUACCCUCCUCAUGUGGACCCGGAGUAUGCUGGCCGGGCCAGUCUAUAUGGCAAGUCCUCCCUGCGGAUAGAAAACGUCCGUUCAGAUGACCAAGGCUGGUAUGAGUGCAAGGUGCUGAUGCUGGAGCAACAGUAUGACACUUUCCACAAUGGCAGCUGGGUGCAUCUAACUGUCAAUGCGCCUCCCACAUUCACAGACACGCCACCUCAGUACGUUGAGGCCAAGGAGGCCGGGAGCAUCACUUUGACCUGCAUGGCCUUUGGCAACCCCAAACCCUCGGUCAGCUGGCUGCGGGAAGGCAAUCUCAUGGUCACUAGUGCCAAGUACAAGGUAUUUGAUGGGAGUUUGACGGUGCUAUCCAUCACUCGAGAGGAUCGUGGUGCCUAUACAUGUCGAGCCUUUAGCCCCCAAGGAGAGGCCAUUCACACCACACGGCUGCUAGUUCAAGGCCCUCCGUUCAUUGUGUCGCCGCCAGACAACAUUACAGUCAACAUCUCGCAGGACGCCUUCUUCACCUGCCAGGCGGAGGCCUACCCUCGGAACCUUACCUACACCUGGUUCUGGGAGGAGGAUAAUGUCUUCUUCAAGAAUGACCUAAAGCGCAGGGUCAGUGUUCUGAUCGAUGGCUCCCUCAUCAUUGCCCAAGUCAAGCCGGAGGAUGCUGGGAAAUACACUUGUGCUCCUAGCAACAGCCUUGGCCAGCCACCGACUGCCUCUGCCUACCUGAGGGUGCAAUAUCCUGCCCGUGUUGUAAACAUGCCAUCAGUCAUCUACGCGGCCAUUGGUCUGCCAGGCUUUAUCCGAUGUCCGGUAGAUGCCAGCCCACCUGUAACUUUGGUGAAGUGGAAGAAAGACGGUCUUCCUCUGCGGAUAGAUAAGUACCCUGGUUGGAGCCAAAUGGACGAUGGGAGCAUCCGUGUGGCAGAGGUGACAGAGGACUCUCUCGGCACCUAUACCUGCAUGCCUUACAAUGCCCUGGGUUCCAUGGGAUGGUCCCCUCCCGCUCCCUUGGUGCUAAAGGACCCUCCCAAAUUCUCAGUGGUCCCUGGAGGGGAGUACAGACAGGAGGCCGGGAGAGAACUUGUUAUCCCAUGUGAGGCAGAAGGAGACCCAUUCCCUAAUAUAACAUGGAGGAAGGCUUUAUCUGUCCCAUAUUUGGGUGAUCUGCAGGUAGGCAAGUCCAGCAAAAGCAAGCACAAUGUUCUGCCUCGAGGCAACUUACAGUUCAAGUCACUUACAAAGGAGGACCACGGGGAAUGGGAGUGUGUUGCCACCAAUGUUGCUACGAGCAUCACUGCCAGCACGCAUGUCCAAGUCAUAGGCACAAGCCCACACUCCCCCACCAGCGUCCGCGUGGUGGCAUCCUCCACCUGGGCCAACGUGUCCUGGGAGGUGGGCUACGACGGAGGCUACCAGCAGACGCUCUCAGUCUGGUACGGCCAUGUGCUAAAACGGGAGCAUUUGGGCCCACAUGACUGGCUGUCCGUACCGGUGCCAGGAAGCCAGGAGUGGAUGGCGGUGUCUGGUCUGGAGCCCGACACAACGUACCAAUUCAGCGUCCUGGCUCAGAACAAGCUCGGCACAGGUCCCUUCAGCGAGGUUGUCACUGUGAACACAUUAGUAUUUCCCAUUAGUACCCCUGAACCACUGGUGCUGCUAACCCCACCACGGUGCCUCACAGCCAAUCGCACGCAGCAGGGAGUCCUGCUCACCUGGAUCCCACCCGCCAAUCACACAGCACCGAUCCAGCGUUAUAUCAUGGAGUUUCGCUUAGGGGAACGAUGGGAGGUUCUGGAUGACAACAUCCCCUCCGGCGAAACGGAGAUGCUCGCUCGUGACCUCAUCCAGGAAGCCUGGUAUGAGUUCCGUGUCAUGGCUGUCAUGGAUGAGAUGAUCAGUGAGCCCAGCAACAUAGUAGGGGUGUCCAGUACAGACUUCUUUCCACCUCCAGAGUUGGUUGAGGAAUCAGGGUUGGCACGACCAGUCGUGGCUGGUAUUGUGGCCACAAUCUGCUUCUUGGCUGCAGCUGUUCUUUUCAGUACAAUGGCAGCCUGCUUUGUCAAUAAGCAGCGGCGGCGGAAGCUAAAAAGAAAAAAAGAUCCCCCUCUUUCCAUAACCCACUGCAGAAAAAGUAUGGCAUCGCCGCCGUCCUCAGGGAAGGCGAGCCCAGAAAGCAUUCGCUCCAAAGCCUCCUCCCUAGCAGAAUCAUCCGAGGACAGUCAUACCCAACGUGGGAAGAAACCACCUCCAAGUCCCGGGAAGAAGGAGGAGUCUCUGUACAAGAAGACCAAAAGAGCAAUAACCAGCAAGAAGUUCAUCUCGAAGCUUGAAGCUGAAGCAACGACACCCAUUGAACUCAUCAGUCGCGGUCCAGACGGACGCUUCGUCAUCGAUCCCACUGACGCAGAAUUGUCUGUCAAGCCCCGAAGAAUCGAGGGCUUUCCAUUUGUGGAAGAAUCGGAUCUAUAUCCUGAAUUUCGGCAAUCCGACGAAGAGAACGACGAUCUUAGGCCUCUUCCGCCGGUCAUGGCCCCCCUUCGGCCUCACCAGAUUUCACCCAUCUCCAGUCACGAAUCCUACCUCCAGCCUCCAGCCUACAGCCCUCGUUUCCAGAGGCCGUUUGAAGGUAUGACCAUCAUGGAGAGCAGUCGACUUCAGGCCACAGGGCAGAUUCGAGGCUCUCUCCAUCACAGGGCUUUCUAUGGCUACCUAGGCCCCCCCGGGGACCAUGAUCCUCCUCCUCCUUUUUACAUGACUGAUACCAGUCCCCUUAGCUCCGUCAUGUCCUCCCCUCCCUACCUCACCGAAGGUCCGUUUGGUUACCCUAUGAUUCCAGAAGAAAUGGCAGACGCUGAUUUCACACAAUACGCCGUCUCCGGUUACCCUUACCCUCUGACGCUCACUUCGUCUUCCCAUUCACCGGAAUUUUGGCGGGGAAUGGAUUUUACCUUUUCAACUGUGGAGGGGCCCCAAUUCAUUUUUCCGCCCCAGCCCUCUCUGCAUCUCCGCCACGACUCUCCGUAUCCGCCGCCGCCGCCGCCUCAUGUUCUCCCCCUUAGCGCUUUUCAACCCUCCUCCCUCCCGAUGCCUACCUAUCCGUCCGUUUUGUCACUAGAAGGUCCGCAGAGUCACGCAAGCAAGUCUCCCAGCAAGGCCAAGCCUCACGGCUCCCCAGCCAGGCGUUUUGCUAUGCAAGAGGCUCAUUUAGGGCAGCUAAGACAUACGAGCCGCAGUAUGGGUGUUCCGCUUUUGCCUUACACCGAUCCGAUGGCCCACAUUGGCCCAAGCACGUUCAGUAGCCUAGAUACCCGAUGGUUCGAAUCCACCCCCCGUUUUAGCCCCAGACAGGUUCGUAGGAUGGAUCCCGGUGUGCAUCAGGUGGUUCUCCAGCCCUCUCGACUUUCACCUCUCACCCAGAGCCCCUUUAGUUCCCAUGAGGGAUCCCCCGAGAUUGUCGUCCGUCCCCGGCCACGUCCAAACAUUGUUCAAGCUCCCAUACCCCCAGAGAUGUCUGAGAUUACCCUCCUACCUCCUUCCACAGCCACCUUCUCAAGAAGAUCUUCCCCUUCUUCCUCACCUGCACUAGGCCAGGCUAGCAGAAGAGCCAGUCCUAGCUAUCGUUCCCACAUGGCCUUUGCUUCGUCCGCAACCAGCUAUCCGGCUUCCCAGUCCCCGUCACCCCCCAUGGAGAGCAGCAGAAGCAUAUUUGGGCAGGUGCCAUCUCCAAGGAGGACUGAGGAGGAGAUCCUUCCAUCGACUGAGCCUUCUCCACCCCAGUUGUCGGCUUCAGGAAAACGUCGAGGGGCGCCGAGUGUCCUUUCGGGGUCUGAGAGGAUUGACGCUCUGCGAUACCAACGCAUUAGAAAAGCAAAGAAGAUGACGAUGAAUAACAAUAAUUCCAAGACUAGGAGGAAAGCAGGUGUCUCCACCUCUCAGACCCAGCAGGCCCACACCUCUCAGGUAUUACAGCCCGAAGAAGCUCUCUACCUCCACAGGAAGAAGAAACGGCUCCUCUUUCAUGACCCAUACACUCGCUUUUCUGCUCUACUGUACCGCCGCCCUCUCCGGGAAGACCAGAGGGCAAUUUUGGCUUGUAUGGACAAUGUAGAACUAGACCACGCCACCUUCCUAUGAAAGUCCGCAAGGGUUUAAGGUCAUGUAGGAUGCGGCUCGACAAAAUCGGCUUCUCUUUGCAAUUUAUUUGCUGCUUGAAGGGGAGGAGCACUCUUUUAGCAUUUAGGUUUGGCGCAACCUGUAAGGUCAACCACAAGGGGCUCGUUUGGAACCGGGACAGAUGAAGGUAAAAAGAAUGAAAUCAGGUCACGAUAAUCUUCCCAAUUUGACUCAACAUCAAGUUGUCCAUGUGUCUGAACGCUGGCCUGUGGAAUCGAUGCUCAAAUAUCUAAGCCUGUUCGCUAUAGGCUCCAAUCACAUUAUUAUUAUUAUUAUUUUUUGAAUGUAGAAGGUCACUGAGGCGCAUGUUUUUCUACACCAGAUGUCUUCUAUUUAUUUUUAUUCCAACAUCAGACUGUUCAGUUUCGAGGUAUUGAAGCAUCUGCCUAAAAAAAUAUAUAUAUGUAAUGCUACAUUUUCCGCGUCAAAACCCAUACUGAAAAUGAAUGGACAAUAUUUUCCAAGUUCUUAACUAUUUCAAAAUUCUCCCUUUGCUUAAAAUACCACAUUUUCACCUUAAACCUUGACCUUAAAGGGGACCUAUUGCUACUUUUCUGACCCGUAAAUGUUGUUAGAAUGUCGUAUUCUCGUGUUAAACUAUCAUAGUUUUAGAUAAUGACGUUUGCGCAUUUGGAAGCGAGCCCUGAAAGAAAAUCGUGAUGGCUGAAAACGCUCGGUUUCAGAGAGUUUUUGUGACGUUAAUGCGAUCUGACGUCCUUAAAUGGGCUGCAGAUUGCCACCACUCAGUAAAUCUGGAAGUCCUCGGGAGCGCUUGUGAGUCUGACCAAUCACAGCCGAGUGGGUGUGCCGGUGGUGGAAUAAAUUCAACAGAGGUGCAGAAUCUGGAAGCUCUUGAAAGCUUUCUGUGCGAGGUUAUUGUGUGUAGCUGCUCUAUAGGAGUCCACAACUGAAAAUGAGCAUAAUAGGUCCCCUUUAAGAAUGACGUACUACUUCCACAUGUCAUAACCAAUUCACAACAUUCCAACACCAAAACAUUCAACUCAUCCAGCUCAUCCGUGAUAUCUAUUUCCCUUAUUAUCCUCCAAAUUCCCACAUUUCUUAACCAUUCCAGUAUCAAAACAUUCGGGCCAGAAAUGUUCCGUAUCCCAAACAUUCCCACUUUAACCACAAUUCUGCAAUUUUCAUAGAGCGUUUCAGUUUGCAUUCACGCUACAGAAAUUGCCUUCUCUAGUUAUUAUUAUUAUUAUUAUUAUUAUAAUCAAAACCAUUUACUCCAGUACAGAAAACAUUCCACUCUUGCACUCCUGCAUCAAGAGAGUCCGGCACCCUAAAAAGUAGUGUAGUACUUAGUACUUAGUCGUGUUUUUAGUUUCGGUUCUGCUGCUUAGGUACUAUAGAGGGCUCAAGAUCCUAACCGGAAUAAUCUACUCUUAAGGCAAAAACAGCUCCAAAGCGACACUACACAAUGGAUGCCAGGAUUUUGUGCCAUAAUUACGGAACUUUUCCACAUUUUAGGAAGAAUCAAGGGUAAACGGUUUUCUUUGAAUGCCUGCUUCACUUCACUUUAAAUCUGCUGAGAUGUUUUUCUGUGAAUGUAUUUGACACUUUUGUAUGCGGUCUCCGUACUGAGACUAAGAACAGCCGUCCUUUAACAACAAAUACGUGGAAUGAACGCUUUGGGACUAAACCGGAGAAAAAUGAAGUGCCAUAACCGAGACUUCGAUUGAUGACGUGAUAUUUAUGAUAUUAGAUUGAUCUGCAUGACAGGGUUUUCCAUUCGGAAUGAACCGAGGCUGGCUUUACACUGUAAAAGUACUUUUAUUCUCUCUUAAGUUUUGAUAAAACAAGGUGCUCGGUUUCUUAAUAAGACGUAUUCACCUUAGUAAUACAUCCCUAGUCCUCUUUUAUUUUUUUAUAGAAAUAUUCGAUGAUUUUUCACGAUUAUUGAUUGUCUUCUUGUGUGAUUAGCAGUGACGAUUCGACCCCAGCUGCAACGCCAACAAACUAAUAUUCUUAUUUGUCUAAUUAUGUAGUCAAUGCCGCUUGGUUCGAGCCCCGGAUCGUCAGAUAAUGUAGUCAUAAGGUUUUCCAACAAAUCCACACGACUGCAAUACGUUUUUCCGUACUUAUAGUUUACAUUUUAAGUGCCUUUGUUUAUGAUUAAAUACUUCCCAAUGGAUUGAAAUUACAUUUUGCAGACAUGUAGAAUCUACUUAAUAUUGACUGGCAAAUAUACAGGAAGUCCCAAAAGUGCAUACAUAGUACAAUUAUCAAAACUUCAUACUAAUAAUCAAAACUUCAUACUAAUAAUCAAAAUAUCAUAAUAAUAAUUUAAGUUUUAUCGGUUCCAGACCCGACUGCAAUAAGUGUAUUUCCGCAAAGUAGGAUUGAAUAUUCAUAAAUGAAAUAAUUUUGUGGUUAGAGCAUAGAAAAUCUGUUUAUAACCAUUUAAAUACCAUUAUUAGAGCCCUCUAGACAUGAAAUAACACCCCUAUAGUCACCUUUACGCUCGUAUUACCCAAUACAGUAGACGGCAUACAAAAUAACGCCAUCUUAGACGCACGUUAAGACAAGAUAGACUCGCCUUAGCAUUGACAACGUACUUCCUGGUUGGCAUUGUCUCGUUAAUGUAACACGACUGACACCAACAGACCAGUGUAGAGUACUACUGUGGUUUAGGACAUACUCCUGAUGCACUUCAGUCGACCAGUUCAGUUGACCAUUCACACAGGAGCUGCUGUCGGCCACUCUCUACACUGCAAAGCUGCUGCUAGCACUCAGCUAAGAGUCAACUCGUUUACCUCAUAAUAGCAAUUCUAUUCAUCAUUUCAAAUACUCCCAAUGGUAAAUAUGCAUGAAAGUGCUUUGUUGGCAUUGUAGCUGGACUUAGCAUCACACUGCAAAAGAAAGAAGGGCCACCUCUUCCAUCCAGGCAGAUUUCAAGGACGUUUGAACGUAAGCCGCUCGUUUGCGAUGCUUGCUGAGCACGCAAAGUAUGCAAUCAAACCUUCCCACUGGUAUUGAUUAAGAAAAACAGGACUUUGUAUUGAACGUUUCUCUGCUAACCGCGUACGCUUUGUGUCGCCGACAUGACAGAGGUUUGUAGUAACGUGUAGUACAUUGUUGGACGAACGACCGCAUCACUCACAGGAUAUGGAAAUAUUGUUUUACAUACAAGACUGGAAGCAAAGCAUACAUAUUUUUACCGUGUAUGCCAAAUCAAUGCAGUUCUCCCAUAUACUUAUACACAAAACAAAAGGUAGCCCACAUAUUUUAUAGACUAAAAUAUAGUCAACAAAAACAAAUAUAUGUAUAUUAAAAAUAUAUUUUAUCUCUUUAACAACAUUUAGUUUCUGAAUACACAACUUUUAGAUGACCUCAUAAAAUAUACAUAUAAUAACAAGCAAUAUUUUAGAUUUUACAAAAAAAACGUUGCAGAUUCAAUGAAAUCAGUCCAUGGUAUGCAUGUUUAAAAUAUAACAAUAGAAAAUAUAAUCCCUUUUUUACUUUUAUGAUUAACAUUCUUCGUUGGAUGACCUGAUAACUAAAAAUACUCGACAUAUUUCUCCUCAUAAGAUACGUAAAAUUGCAGCAGAAAAAUGAUACAAAGAAAGAACACUGGCAACUUUCAUGCAUUUGAUAUGAAAGUUAAGAAGUUACAACUUAGGGAUGGCCGAUACCGAUACUGCAACAUGACUGUAAUACAUGUGUGUGCAUGUACUUUGCUUAACAUAAACAUAUAAAAAAAUACCAUGUUCAAAUGGUGCAACGAAUAUUAAUAAUACACCAACAGCAAGACUGGAGUGAUGCGGUACUGUUGCUGUUGGUUUUUAUUAGGCAUGAAAUGCACAUAGCGAUUAAGAGCAUUUUUGAUUGGUCACCAGACCUUGACUGAGAAAUGUGAAAUUUUGGACAAAAGUUACAAUGUGAGUCUUAAAAUGAAAUGAAAGCUAAAACUCAACCCUGAACCCCCGAUGUCACUUCCUGUCCGUGCCACCCGGAUCUUAUUUAUGUGUCAAAUGACUUAUUUUCUUUUAGUAUGUUUAGACUUUAGUAUGUAAUAUGAGUGUAAUGGUGACUAUAGGGGUGUUAUUUCAGGUCGCGAGGGCUCUAAUAGUGUUAAAAAAAAAAUUAUUGGUCGUAAACAUUUUUUUUAUGCUCUAAGUACAAAAAUAUUAGAUUUUUUUUAAAUAAGGAAAUGUGGCUGAAUGGUGUUGAGUGGUUAGCGCGCAGGCCACACAGCUCAGAGACCCGAGUUCAAUUCCACCCUCGGCCAUUUCUGUGUGGAGUUUGCAUGUUCUCCAAGUACUCCGGUUUCCUCCCACAUUCCAAAAAACAUGCUAGGUUAAUUGGCGACUCCAAAUUGUCCAUAGGUAUGAAUGUGAGUGUGAAUGGUUGUUUGUCUAUAUGUGCCCUGUGAUUGGCUGGCCACCAGUCCAUGGUGUACCCCGCCUCUUGCCCAGCAAGCAAGACAGCUGGGAUAGGCUCCAGCACCCCUGCGGCCCUCGUUUGAGGAUAAGCGGUAGAAAAUGAAUAAAUUAAUGGUGACUGUAGGGGUGUUAUUUCAAGGCGAGAGGGCUCUAAGAGUGUUAAAAAAAUUUUAGUAGGUCAUAAACAUUUUUUUAUGCUCUAACUACAAAAAUAUUAAAUUUUUUAAUCAGGAAUGCUACUUCUUUGGUCAUGUAUGGAACAAAUUCACAGUGAUAAACGAGGGAUUACUGCAUUUCACACUCAAUGUGCUCCUCAGUUACAUAGCUUACGUUAGGCUAAUUAACCCACACUGUGGGUAGCUGUGCUAGCUACUGUUCACGCCAUGUUGUGCACCAUUCAAGUUAAAUGAAAAAUCAGAACUACUGAUAUUGAUCCAGAGUAUCGGAUCGGACCAUCCCUAAUUAAAAAAAAAAACUUAACAAGACAAAGCUUUAAUAGCCACACAUUUGCCUGCUAAGACAAGUUAUAAACGCAUGGUGCCGUCACUUUGCGGGAGGGGUGGGGUGGGCGGCGGCUCCCUCCUACAGUGUAGUUGGGUAAAAGUAAUUUCAGUGCUGUAUUCGUCUGUUGCAGUCUAGCUUGUGUUCAGUACGUUACAAACAAUGUAAACCUAGACUAGAGUUGAAUUACUGUGAAAAUAUUAUUGAGUAGAGCAGCUCCACGUAGGAAUCAAACACACACACCACAAAUGUUGAAAUGACAUUAGAGUCAGCUGUAUGGUUUAGAAGUUAGGCUCUCUAUGUUUGAACAAACACAGACUUUGAAAAUCUCAGUACUGUAUUAUCACUAAGGACUCCAGAUCUGUGGAGAAUAGCGUCCGGCUUUGGUUUCAUCCGACGCUGGCUGGACACAUUUAGACACUUCAAGGACGUUAGAAAAGUAGGAAAGUAGAAAACCUGGUGCUAGUAUACGCUUGUACAAGUAAAACAUACACUAUGUCUCUCCUGCUUAAUAUAUAAUGUUCAUGAUUUGGGAGUAAACAUACCGUUGUAAAAUACAUUUUCUCUUAAACCUGACAACACGACCUACUAAGGUCGGUACUAACGGUACAUGUGUUCCUAAUCUGAUUUUUUUUUUCUUUAUGGUUCGGUACAAAGAAUUGGACUUAUUGAUCCACAAGAGAAAUUGCUUGGUUUCAGUGCCUCAGUUGCGGAAGAAAAACACUCGAUUUGCAUAUUUACAAAUCAAAUGUAAACCUAAAGUACUGUAAAUACAAGUAAAUGUACACUUCAUACAAGGGUGGGGGGGGCAGACGCUACAGAACAAUAAUGUUUUAUGAUAAUUAAUAAUCUUUUACAAACAGGUGAGGUACCUGUAUGACUGAAGUCCUGUAGCGUUCACUGUGAGAACGGAACUGGAGGAGUCUGUUGGAAGGUUUUCACGUUUGUAGUAGUAAUUAGCUAGAUUUACUUGUGACUGGAAAACAAUAACGACAUGAACAAAAACUACACUUUUCCAUUACUUUAAAACCAAAGUACAGCAUGUACCGAACCGUGAUUAUGUCGUAGCGUUACACCCCGAUUACGAUUUGGUACAACGAUAGAUUGUCAUUUGAGUAGAUUAGACAGAACAAGCAGAAGUGGAAAAAAAAACAUAAAAAUACAGCAGCAGAUACUAUCAUGUACUCAAAUACUUUACGGUUGUCGUAAACUUGAGACAUAGCUGAUUUUGUUUCUUCGGCAGUUACUUUUACGUCAGCGUGUUGAUGAAGUAACACGAAGGAAAAGUACUGUAUGUAUAUUACUACGUGUCAACCGUGUCCAAAUCUUGAGUGUAUAAGGAAGGGAAGACACUUUGUAUAUACUAAUAAUAAUAAUAUGGAUUAUUAUUAUUAUGACUUUGUAUAUAAUGUCUUAAGUCAGCAUACCUUGUCUUAGCUAUUUUUUGUACAACAGAGUAUAAUGCACAUAUUGAAGACCGAGUAGUGUAGGGUCAGUGACACAUUAUGACGUUAUGUAACAGAUCCAUGUCAAAAAUGUGAGUGAAGGACGCCUCCAAAUAUGGAGGUGAGUCAAAGAGCUCGCCCCCACCCACACAGAAACAAAUAAUCCCAUAUAUAUGUACUACCGCUCAAAAUAUUGGGAUCAUUUGCAAUUUUUUGGUUUUAUGUCCACGUUAUUUUGUGAGGCGUCACCCCAAGAUGCGAGGACACAACCAAUAACGUAAAGACAACACGCCAACGUGAAAAGUAGUGAAAUAACGAAAAAAAGCUAAGAGGCGGGAGAUGAUUUGAAACAAAGAAUCAGAUUGAUUUUGGCCAGUUUUUAACUUACGACUUUAGGAAUUUACGACUUUAUUGUCAUAAUAUUACAACUUUUUUUUCUCCCAAAUUCACAACUUUAUUCUUGUGAAUUUACAACUUUAUUUUUGUAAUACCACAACUUUUUUCCUCCUAAAUGUAUGACUUUUUUUCUUAAAUUUACGACUUUAUUCUCAUAAUAUCAUGGCUUUUUUCCUCCUAAAUUUACAUACAUUUUUCUAAAAAAUUUACAAGUUUAAUGUCAUCAAUUUACAACUUAAUUUUCACAAUAUUUUUUUUCCUCCUAAAUUUACUUUUUUUGUAAUAUUGGAACUUUUUUCUCCUAAAUGUACAACUUUAAUGUCACUGAUUUACAAGUUUAUUUUCAAAAUAUUUGGACUUGUCUUCCUAAAUUCAUGACUUUUUUUCUCUUCAAUUUAUGACUUUAUUCUCAUUAUAUUACUUCUUUUUUCCUCCUAAAUGUACAACUUUUUGUGUAAUAUUGCAACUCUUUUCUCUGAAAUUUACAACUUAAUUUUCACAAUAAUUGGACUUUUUUUCCUCCUAAAUGUACUACUUUUUUUGUAAUAUUGCAACUCUUUUCUCCAAAAUUUACUUUAAUGUCAUAAAUUUACAACUUAAUUUCCACAAUAUUUUUACUUUUUUCCUCCUAAAUUGAUUUUUUUUCUCAUAAAUUUACGACUUUACUCUCAUAUUACAACUUUUUUUGUCCUAAAUUCACAACUUUAUUCUUGUGAAUUAUCUCAUAAAUUAAGACUUUCUUUUCAUAUUACAACUUUUUUCUCCUAAAGGUAUGACUUAUUGUCAUGAUAUUCCUACUUUUUUCUCCAAAAUUUACAACUUCAAUCUCAUAAAUUCACUACUUUAUUAUCGUAAUAUACCGACUUUUUUUUGCCUAAAUUAUGACUUUAUUUAAUGUUUAAUUUCAGAUUAUUCUAGUUCAAUGUGGCCCUAAUAGUCACAUAUUUAAUUUGAUAAACAUUUUUAAUCAUUUGACAUCCCUAAUCUUUACUAGAGGAAUGAAAUUUGCCACGUUUGUGACAAAUAUUGGUUGUUUUUUUAGGAAACCAAACCAAAAAUUAGCAAGUGAUCCCAAGCGUUUGAGCUCUUAAUAUUGCCAUGCCAUAUUUAAGGACAGUUUGUGUUCUAAAGAAUGUCUAAGUCUAUAUUUAUUUUUCUAUCCAUCUGUGCUUUAUAUGGUAGCAGUGCAGUAGAGAAGAAUCUAUCUUAACCAGAGUAUGGUGCACUACGAUACAUUUGACUGUACUGUAUCCCUCACUGUCUGUUACACGACGAAAGGACAUAGCAAACUAUUUUUAUAGCGACGCCUGCUUUGAAUAGCAAAUAUAACACGUAUGAUUGUGAGCCGUGGUCUUUAUUUAUCGUAUGGAGGAUAGUUAAGGUUUAAAAAUGAAUGACGCUAAAAGAAUGAUGAUACUAUGGUGCUCCCGGCGUUGUACACCUGACAAUACGGUUUUCCAUGUAUUUACCACAUGUACAGUGGCUCCCCACGUAUUCACAAUUCAGCAUUUUUGCCACCCUGCAAAUUUGCAUUUCAUGCGGCUCAAAAUUUCGAGACUCGGGACGUCAUCAAACCAAUUGCCUGUCUCACUCACGUGGAUCACACCAUGUAACUUUACCACACAGAUAAACUACUAUUUUAUACCAAUGUGCAACCCGCAAGGCAUGCUGGAGGGGGCUUCCCAGCAUGUCUUGUGAGUUAUAAAGUCAUAUAAAUUGCAUGUGUAUUAGUGUAUUUUCAUAUUGUGUUUCAACACAUGUGUUACGUAUUUGUGGUUGCACCGUGAGUGAGGUCAGUAGGCAUUGGGGUUGAUGAACCCCUGUUGGUUUACAACCCAGGCUUGAUCAAAGUGUCAAAAGAAGACAUGUUGGAAUGCAAACCCUGGGAAUAUCGGAGAUCCACUGUACUGAGUUUUUGAUUUUUUUUUUUUUCAUUAUUUUCCUUCUGCUUUCUGUUGAAGCACAAGCAUGUGUUAUGUUUCCUGAUGUUCUCCAGACUCGCUUGGUGGAGCUUUUCAGCAGCUUCUAACAGGAAUCAUGCACACUGACAAAUGUCAGUUCAUUGCCAAAAAAAAAACACAUCGUAUACCUGUACAUUCUGAAAACUGGUGCUAUUUCUAAACAGCUGUGGUGCUUUUUUUUAUUCAUCAUUUCCUUGCUUCAGACACAAUGUAGCGACAUGUGUGUUGUACUGUAGGAUCUGAAUGUGUGUGUGUGUGGUAUUUGCUGUUUCAGGGACAUGGCUAAAAUCCAGAGGCAAAUAUUUGAACUCAUCCUCAUGAUGAUUUGCUGGGGAAUAUGGUCUACUUGUUUAUUUUCAUGUCAACGCGGUGCUUUGAUGAGGCUGACUGCAAAUAGAAUGUGAUGUG